Alnus glutinosa is the source of this 1365-nucleotide messenger RNA. RefSeq names its product RING-H2 finger protein ATL8-like. The transcript is spliced from 3 exons. Lineage: Eukaryota; Viridiplantae; Streptophyta; Magnoliopsida; Fagales; Betulaceae. The record is from RefSeq and is a predicted model, not a curated record. The coding region runs from base 506 to 1192 and encodes 228 amino acids.
CGUAACAGUGGACUUGGAUCUGACGUUCCGCAAUCUCUACCCCAUGAAUCCCAGACACCUAAAAAUCUACACCUCCCUCUAUUCCUCGCUCUCUCCCUGAUAAUCCCACAAUUUCCCCUUUAUGGGCUUCGUCACUCAGUGGCUCUGUCCAAUCCCACCAUGGCUCCCAUCUUCUCCACUGUUUCUUUCCUGUCUGCAACAAUGAAACAGUCACCUCCAUACCCUUUCUUUACAAACACCCACUUCUAAACACCUCUGAAUAAUGAUAGCUCUUAUGGGUAGAAGUCUGAUCUGGGUUUUUAUGUGACUGAAGCUCCAACUCUUAAGAGUGUGAAUUCUUUGCUCUUCUAGUCUUUGUAAAACUAGACUUCCAUUACUCUAUGGACUAUGGGAAGAGAAUUCAGAUAAUGAUAGCUCUGUAACUUUUUCUCUUUGGUUUGUGAAGUGGGAUUGGGAAAGUUGGUUUUUUGAAGAAUUAAUUUAUUUUUGUUGUUGUUUGGGAAAAAUGAUAUCUUCGGGGAUAAAUUUGGUGAUGACGGUGAUAGGGUUCGGGGUGAGCACCAUGUUCAUCGUGUUCGUGUGCACGCGACUCGUUUGCGCUCGGAUUCACUUGAAUGCUUCCAGGCGCUCCUUGCCUGUCGCUUACAGAUCUGAUCUCAGUAUCCUGGAGCGAGGUUUACAUGGUCUUGAACCUGUAGUUGUAGCAAAAUUUCCUACAAGGAAGUAUAGCGAUGAGUUUUUCUCGGCUUCAGAAAAUACUCAAUGCACUGUUUGCCUCGCAGAAUUCCGUGGCGAAGAUACAUUGCGUAUCCUCCCCUACUGUGGGCACUACUUCCAUGUGACCUGCAUAGACAUAUGGCUGCAGCAACAUUCAACAUGUCCUGUUUGUCGAAUAUCAUUGCGUGAGUUUCCUGAGAGAAAACGGUUAAUGCAACCCUUGUUCAGUUCAGCUGUUCGAUCCCAUUACAGUGCAGAGUCCUUCAACACCCAUUCUUAUCAUUGUCUAGCUACUGGUAAUGGGUUUCCAGUGAGAACCCAUGGCAGCGGUGGGAUGGAUCCCAUUCAAGAGGAUCGUUGGGUACCUGAGGGUAAUAGAGCAGAAGCUGGGGAGAACAUCUCCCCAUUAAGUGAGGGUGAUCAGAUCACAAAAGACUCAGGAACCAAGCAUGUAGAAAGCCCCUCAAAUCCCUAAAUCCAUCAAUUUCUUGGAAUCUAAAGCUGCAUUCAUCAGGAAUUAGAAUUAGUUGGAGAUUCAAAUGGGCAUGUACCAAGAAUUGGAAUUGAAUCCAUUGGAACUGUAACCUAGGAAGUUUAUUGUUUUCUCUUGUGGGUUAAUGUAUAUAUUGCAAAAAGUGAUUUGUUUUA